This is a messenger RNA of Saccoglossus kowalevskii, 3189 nucleotides long. RefSeq lists its product as uncharacterized. Lineage: Eukaryota; Metazoa; Hemichordata; Enteropneusta; Harrimaniidae. The record is from RefSeq and is a predicted model, not a curated record. Gene Ontology annotation, molecular function: protein binding.
AUGCCAAGUCAGCAUUCCUUCAGUGUCCCUCAGAGAACUAAUGCGGUUUAUCAAAAUGAUGAUCGCUGUUCGAAGGGUAGUUCCCCAGGCCGCACUACGCAGCCGCCCGGUCCAAUGCUUGUUAUUGGAACACCGAGCUCACCUAAGGGAACUAGACAGGCGAGUACUGAUCCCAGACCAAGCGAAGGAAACCCUGUCCUGGUGGUCGUUGCUGACCAACCUCGAACGGGAGGUCCUUUUGGACCAACUCGUCACAGCUAUGAAUCUGGUAACAGACUCCUCCCUCCUAGGGUGGGAAGCGCAUCUAUUGGACAAACAAACCCAAGGAAUAUGGCACCCGCAGUGGGUUCGGGACCACCAUAUCAACUGGCUAAAGCAGUACUCCUAGCACUAUUAAGCUUUCUACCCGAAGUUCGAAACCACAGAGUCCUGUUGACUUGUUUGACCAACCACUACUGUACGGGAGAUCAGGGGUAUGAACCACCAAAUGUUCCAGGCAUUCUAUUUGUUUACGAUUCAUGGGAAACUGAACGAUGUGGUCUGGAUGGAUUUCAUGUAACUCUCGUCAAACAUGUCGCAAAUAUAUUAUCAUCGAUGUACCAUAUUUACAGCACUGUACUUGAAGUGAGCAGAGAAAAAUGCAGAAAGGCAGAAGAUGAGAAUAUUCAUUUGAUUGAGCCAGCAAAGAAAAAAGCAAAUUAUUGUCCAAGUAGAGAGUGGUUCUUUCUUCAUGAUAGUUACUUCCCUGUUUUGAAAAGUAUUAAUAUAAAACAUGUAGUUGGAUAUUCACCAAGAACUGACAAUGCUGCAUUCACCAUUCAAAAUGAGCUUUUUAAUGAUGCAAGACUAAUUUUAAUUAACCAUGUUUUGCCUGAUGCAUUUGAAAUGAAUGGAGAAAUAGAUGAAUUGGUAUACAAGGCUGCUGCAGCAUUUAUAUCAAUUGGACCCUUAAUACAUGAAGAAAACUAUUUAAAAUUGCAACUGCUAGGACUGGACGAAAAACCUCAUGUAAAAUUAUAUCCAUUUCCAUCAAAAAUUUUCUUCAAAGAGAGUGUGGUUAAGGAUAUAUUUAAUGAUAAAACAAAAAAAAUUUAUAUUUCUACCUAUGGACAUUUUUUUCAUCCUAAUAUUAAAGCUGUGAAUGUAUUAGGUGAAGUGGCAAACGUUUUUAAAUCGUUGAAGCAGAGUCUUUCACUGAAGAUUCUGUGCGUGCCAGAUGAAUUAGAGAUUUUUGAGACAAUAAAUAAUUUUGUUAGUAGCUCGGCCUUGCCACUUAAUGAUGUAACAACAUAUAGUUCAUGUUCUCUGAAACAAAUCUUGAGAACUUUGCGAGCGAGCCAUCUUUGUAUAAUCCCCAAAAUCGACAUUGAAUACAGUUUUGUAGGCAUAGAAGCUAUAGCAUUGGGAGUUCCUGUCUUGGUUGAUGAACAAUCACAACUAGCAGCUUUUUUUGGAGAAGUGUUCAACAACACUUGGCAACAUAUUGACUUGUGGGAGUCUAAGAUUGUGGAAAAUACUUUCGAAAGUUGGGAAGAAAAAAUUCGAAACAGCCUACAGUCUUUAAACAUGUCUUGGCAUAAAUCAGCUGCUUUACGAGAAGAAUUUAAAACAAGUUACCUUGUAUCAAAAAGUUAUAAAGAAGUCGUUGCAUUGCUAAAUCAUACAACUAUCAAUGAGUGUCCAGAGUGUCCAUGCAAAUCAUGUUUGCCAUUAAAAGUACACUGUGUCUUCAAUUCAACUAAUUCGCAAACAAAUUCUAAAUCAAGUACUCCAACAAAUUUCAAUCAUUGGUUGUGGAAAUGCACAGACAUUAUUACUCAAUUAACAAUAAACAACAAAGAUUACCAAGAGGAAUUGGAAUGUGCUGUCCAAAACAAGUGUUCCGCUAUUAUCCUAGGAUACAAGGAAGGGAGUCUUAUAAUUUACAUUACAUUCCCAAAUCUCUUUAGCCUAUAUGUAUUCCAGGGCAUUGUAAAUUCAGGAACACUGGCAAGAGAAUUUGACAAGAUUUUAAUUUCUGAGAAAAUGAGGUAUGAGGCAGCUCUACUGAACAUCCCCUUUAAGCUGGAUUUAUCAUAUGAUGAAGAGCAGUUCAAGUUACUUGCCACGUACUUAAUAAAUCGAGACGGUGGAAAUAGCAUUUUCAGCUACAUAGAUGAUGAUGUUGGAGAUGAUGAUAAUGUGAUAAAUGAUGAUUACGAGGAAGAUGGUAUGACUUUGGAAGAGCUUAACAACUUAAUUCUGAAGAAAAAAGCAUCUCAUACUGAGAAUGGAAAUUACAAUGGUGAUUCUAGAGAUCAUUACAGUGAAUUUGAGUAUCAUAAUUUCAUAAUUGUCUUGUUGGUUGUACUCGCGAGUAUAUUUAUUGGAUAUUUCAUUACACAAAGCAUUACAAGACAUAGCACUGUUGCAGACACUGGGAUGUUUGAUGCCGUGAGAGGUUUCAACUAUACCAAGUCAUUCACUACAACUAGAAGCACAGACAGCCAAGCAAUUGAGUAUCUUAAUCUUAUGCUGGUUGGAUUGCCUUCAAAGUCAUUCACUACAACAAGAAGCCCAGGACAUAUUGAAUAUCUCAAUCUCAUGCUGAUUGGUAGAUGCCCUUCACGGACUGAACGAAAUCGUUUCAAUUAUAUGAUAAAUCAGAAAUCCUCAAUGAAAAAAAAGGAAAAAGAAACUGAACUGAAGCGCACACAGAAGAAAUGUGAUGAUCAGACAACAGAACUGACUAAAGAUAAGACGAAUCAUGAUAAGGAAGUACAAGCCCUUGAUCAACAAAUUUCAAUCCUACAAGAUAUAAUCAAACAGAAGAAUAUUCACCUUAAGGAAUUGGAAAAAAAAAUACAGGACUAUACACAACAGCACGAAAAGCAGCUGGAAGAAAAGGAAACAGCAAUACAAACAAUCACUGAAGAACUGAAGCGCACACAGAAGACAUGUGAUGAUCGGAUAACAGUACUGAUUAAAGCUAAGGGGAGUCAAGAUGAGAAAGUACAAGCCCUUUAUCAACAAAUUUCAAUCCAACAAGAUACAAUCAAACAGAAGGAUAAUCAUCUUAAGGACUUGGAAGAAAAAAUACAGCAACUAUUACUGGAGGAAAAGCCCAAAGUUGCGAUGGACUCCUCCUUCCAACCUGAAAGACUACAUACUCGGUAUUCUGAACAUAACAUGAGACUACUUUUCUAUUAG